AUGGCAAGCGCUUAUGCUUAUCUGUUCAAGUUUAUUAUCAUAGGUAGCUCUGCGACUGGAAAAUCUUGUUUGCUGCUGCGGUUCACGGACGAUCGUUUUCAGGUGACGCACGAUCUCACGAUAGGGGUGGAGUUCGGGACGCGCACACUGACCGCACGAAACGGACAGCGUGUAAAACUUCAAAUCUGGGACACUGCUGGGCAGGAGUCUUUCCGAUCGAUCACGCGGUCAUAUUAUCGAGGCUCAGCCGCAGCCUUGCUCGUUUAUGAUAUCACUCGCCGCGAAACGUUCCUCGAUGUCACCAGCUGGUUAAAUGAUGUGCGCGCUUACGCGACGCGAAACACAACGGUCGUGCUGGUUGGCAACAAGAGCGACCUUGAAGAUCAGCGACAAGUCGCACGCGAAGAGGGUGAAGCGUUUGCGCGUAACCAUGGGCUACUUUUCAUCGAAACAAGUGCCAAAACGGGUUCCAAUGUUGCGGAAGCGUUUGCAAUCGCAGCUGAUGCGGUACUCGAGCGAAUCGUUCGUGGUGAACUCGAGGGCAACAUGGAGCAAUACGGCGUUCGGAUUGGAACAGGAGCUGGCUCCACGAAUCGCCCUGCAGUGGUUCAGCUCGAACGGGGCACGACUUCGUCGAGUACGCGGCGCUCAUCGACGAAUUGUUGCUAA
Molecule: messenger RNA, 669 nt
Organism: Cyanidioschyzon merolae strain 10D
Lineage: Eukaryota; Rhodophyta; Bangiophyceae; Cyanidiales; Cyanidiaceae
Product: small GTP-binding protein of Rab family
Exons: 1
Coding region: 1-669 (222 amino acids)
Cellular component (GO): Golgi apparatus
Molecular function (GO): GTP binding; GTPase activity
Source: RefSeq, a predicted model, not a curated record